Molecule: messenger RNA, 2320 nt
Organism: Euleptes europaea (tarantolino)
Lineage: Eukaryota; Metazoa; Chordata; Lepidosauria; Squamata; Sphaerodactylidae
Gene: ATMIN
Product: ATM interactor
Exons: 4
Coding region: 143-2305 (720 amino acids)
Biological process (GO): regulation of transcription by RNA polymerase II
Cellular component (GO): nucleus
Molecular function (GO): transcription cis-regulatory region binding; DNA-binding transcription factor activity, RNA polymerase II-specific
Source: RefSeq, a predicted model, not a curated record
CCGCGCCGCGGGCGAGCGGCCGGCCAGCCCGUGGGAGCUGGUGAGGCCUUCGGUGACGGAGCUGUCGCGGGCCGUCCGGAGCAACAUCCUGUGCACCGUGCCGGGCUGCGGCAAGGUGCUGCCCAACCCGCCGGCGCUGAGCAUGCACCUCAGCAAGGCCCACCGCGUGCAGCAGGACGGAAAAAUAAAUCCUGCAACAAGGAAAGACUUGAAAGCACGACAGAAGUACUACUGCUGUCCUAUUGAGGGCUGUCCUAGAGGACCAGGAAGGCCUUUUUCACAAUUCUCUCUCGUAAGGCAGCACUUCAUGAAAAUGCAUGCUGAAAAGAAGCAUAAAUGUGAUAAAUGUAGCAAUUCCUAUGGCACCAUAUGGGAUUUGAAGCGGCACAUCGAGGACUGUGGCAAGACCUUCCAGUGUACCUGUGGAUGCCCCUAUGCCAGCAGGACAGCGCUGUUGUCUCAUAUUUAUCGAACUCAGCACGAGAUCCCUGUCGAACACAGGGAUCCACCGAGUAAGAAAAGGAAAAUGGAAAUGGCAGCAUCCAGUCAUCAGCUGGGAGAGAAAGCAAAAGAAAGCUCUGGCGGCGCAGUCAGCAGAUGUACCAGCACUCAAGACUUGGAGACAUCGGAGAUUAAACUGGCAGCUUCUUUAGAAGAUGCCACCCUUUCCUGUACCGCUAAGCAAACACAGGCACAGCCAAAAAACGCACCAAAGCUGCUUCUACCGAAGCCCAAAGUAGCUUUGGUUAAACUUCCUGUAAUGCAGUUUACUCACUUGCCCAUAUUCCUAUCAGCACCAGACUCUUCCGUGAAACCUGUUGUAGUUGCUGUGGACGACAAAGGGUCUGUUAUGAGCACUGUUCACUUAAUGCCACUGCCUGUCGGGAUUGUGCUACCAGCAAUGGAGGCUGAGGCGCUUGCAUUUAAAGACGCGUCACCCCUUUCCAAAACCAAAAGCUCCCUCAGCUUUGAGCCGGUCAGCACAGGUAUCCAAGUCAAUUUGGGAAAAGCCACGUCAAAUAAUACAGUGCAGGGUCUGGAGGCCGUAUGUUACAAGAACGGGAUCUGUUCCACCAACGUCCAGACGGACCUGUCCUAUAUUUCGCAGAACUUUGCACCCUCUGCAUCCUGGGCUCCUGAUUCCUCCGUGUCCUCUUGUUCUCAAACAGAUCUGACAUUCAGCUCACAAGUUCUGCUGCCCAUUAGCGUUCAGACGCAGACUCUGUUGCCUGGUUCAAAGCUGACCUCAUCCAUCGCUGCUCAGACGGAUGCUUUUGCCCAGGCGUGCUUUCAGCCAUGUGGAAUUUCGAGAGAGACUCAGACCAGCAGGUCACAGAAAGGGAUCGAUGAAAGAGUACAAAUGGAUCAGGCUGUGAUGUGCAAUGACAUUUUUGAUGACGUUACGGCAUCGUUUGAUUCAUCCCCAGUGGUCCUGUCGGGCAGCAACUUGAUCACAAGUGGACUGGAUCAGAAUUUGCUACAAAGAGGAAACUGCAAGUCUUUGAGUCGGGACACAAAACCAGAGAUGGUGAUCAACUUCAACACACAAGUUACGACUGACAACCAAACCCAGACGAUGGAGUUAUUGAGUGACCUUGAAACUAUUUUUUCAGGUAACUCCGCAGAGCAGGCACUGGAUAACCACGGUCUUCUGACAGAUGCUAACCCUCAUGCUGACCCACCCCUGCCUUCUGGCCCUACCCAGAAUGCAACAAUAGAUUUUGACAUUGAGGAUUUCUUCACUGCCUCCAAUAUCCAAACGCAGACGGAGGAGGCCGAAUUUGGUAACCUGACCUCUGAGCCCGUCUUGGAAUCACUGGAUAUUGAAACCCAGACAGACUUAUUUUCCGAUAACGCAGUGCCGCCGUAUAACUGCAGAGGUAAUGCUAACUUUUUAGGCUUGGAGAUGUUUGACACGCAGACCCAGACAGACUUAAACUUCUUCUUGGACAGCCCCCAUCUGCCUUUGGGCAGCAUCCUGAAGCAGUCCGCCUUCUCCAUGAGCACAGACUCGUCUGACACUGAGACACAGACAGAAAUGCAGUUUCCAGAGAGGACUGCCUUAAGCCAAAUGGUGGAGAGCAAAGUGCAGCUGAACAGCGCCGAGACCCAGACGAUGGACAGCUGCUUUGAAACCUUCGGCAGCUUAUUCCUUACCAGCAAUGAAACUCAGACUGCCAUGGAUGACUUCUUGCUGGCUGACUUGGCCUGGAAUACAAUGGAGUCACAGUUCAGCUCGGUAGAAACCCAGACUUGUGCAAAACUGUGCUCUUUGUUUCAGGAUUCCGAUAAGGCCAGCCAGUGAGUGCUGUUUUCAUGA